This is a messenger RNA of Debaryomyces fabryi, 1659 nucleotides long. RefSeq lists its product as uncharacterized. The record is from RefSeq and is a predicted model, not a curated record. NCBI's taxonomy places the organism in Eukaryota, Fungi, Ascomycota, Pichiomycetes, Serinales, Debaryomycetaceae. The transcript has a single exon. The coding region runs from base 1 to 1659 and encodes 552 amino acids. Gene Ontology annotation, molecular function: catalytic activity.
AUGACUGGGUACUCGCAAUUUGCCGAAGCUCAACGAAUCUUUAAAACUUUACUCGAAGAUCAAAGCUUACCAGUUCCUGAUGAAUUCAAGACGUUAGCAAAUGAUGUAAGCUUUUAUAAUAAAUCAGAUAGUCUUGUAUUGCCAUGCAGGUUAAAAGAAUGUGAAAUGGCCGCUGCCUUGAAAGGUUUGGAAGCUACUGCUGCUAUUGCUAUUGGUAAUUUGAGAUUUGGAAUCAAUGAUGGUGCGAAAAUUGAUUUGCAGCAUGCAUUAAUGUUCCUCUUUCUGACAUACUUGGCUUCUGUAGAUGGUAUGACUAAAUUGGAUAAGAGAGUUCUUUCAAGAUUGAAGCCAACAGACUUAAAUGAAGCUCAGUCUAUUACUUAUAGAAGAAUGUCUGCCAAUUUGUACCAAACUAAGGAUAAAAGAUACUAUCAUAUUCAUGGGUCCUUAGAAGCUUCUACUACUUUAAAUAUGAUUGGAUUGCCAGCAUAUGCACCCGAACUUACUGAGUAUGAGGAUGUAGUGAAUGUUAUUCAAGGAGCUGUGAGUAAAUUCGAUUGUGAUGACUUAGAAGCUUUGAAUACUCAGAAUCGUCAAGCUGGUGUUGAGGCCUUGACCGAAGAUCAAUUUUUAGAGACAAAGCACGGAAGAAUCAUCCUGAAAGAACCAUAUUGGACAAUUGAAAGUCUUGAGCAAGAAACUCCACCGGUAGCAUUUACACCAUUGUCUACAAGUAGUGAUAAACCUAAAAUUUUGGAAGGAAUAAAAAUCUUAGAAUUGUGUCGUAUAAUUGCUGGUCCUACAAUUGGUCGUAUAUUAGCAGAAUAUGGUGCUGAAGUUAUCAAAGUUACCUCGCCUAAUCUUCCGGACGUGCCUUUUUUCCAAGUUGAUGUUAAUGUGGGUAAACAUACUACAUCAUUGGAUUUAAAGGAUGAAAAGGAUAGGGAAACAUUUGAAGGUUUGCUUCGUGAUGCUGAUGUAAUUCUUGAUGGAUACAGAACAAAUGCAAUUGAAAGAUUGGGAUACGGACCCUCAAAGAUUGCCGAAAUGGCUAAAUGUAGAAAAAAGGGUUAUAUUUAUGGUUCCGAAAAUUGCUUUGGUUUUACUGGUCAAUGGUCUGGAAGACCUGGUUGGCAACAAAUUGCUGACUGUGCUUCUGGUGUUGCUUGGAUUCAAGGUAAGGCAUUGGGUUUAGAUGAACCAAUUAUCCCACCCUUUCCUAUGUCCGAUUACGGAACUGGUUGUAUGGUUGCAAUAGCUGUCCUAACAGCCAUUUACAAGAGAGCACGUUACGGUGGUAGUUAUUGGUGUAAAUCUUCAUUGGUGCAAUACGAUUUAUUGUUGAUGAAACAAGGAUUAUACCCAGAUGAAUUAUGGAAAAGUUCAUUAAGUCAACAUGAUAAGGAUAUAUUCAAUUUAAGAUAUUAUGACUCUGUUGACAAAAUUUCGUCCACCUGUCUCCGCUCGAUGAAAAGAAUAAAACCAGAGUUAUUCGAUGAUACCGUUAGUGAGAAAAAGUAUAUGGAGGAGAUGGAUGCUCCUGCCUUUAAAGGAAAAAUCAAAGUAUUGAAACCAGUGAUCGAAUAUUCAUCCACUUCCGUGGGUUUCGACACCCCCAGCAGACCAAACGGUUACGAUAAACCUGAAUGGUGGAAAUAA